Molecule: messenger RNA, 1436 nt
Organism: Salvelinus sp. IW2-2015
Lineage: Eukaryota; Metazoa; Chordata; Actinopteri; Salmoniformes; Salmonidae
Biological process (GO): response to bacterium
Source: RefSeq, a predicted model, not a curated record
AUGACAAAUUCAAAAAUGAUCGCACUGUGUCUGAUAUUUCCACUUAUCGUAGAGAGGGUUCAUAUGGUAGCUGGGAUUAAGUCCUCAUCCAUACGUCAGGAGAAUGAUCUCAUCUCUGCCAACGUUGGAGACACAGUGAUUCUGCGUUGCUUCUAUGAAGGCGACAUGGCAGUCAUUUUCUCCUGGUACAAGCAAACAUUAGGAGAAAAACUUCAGCUCUUCUCAACCUUCUAUAAGAAUGACAGUGAUGCUACGUUUCACCAGAAAUUUAAGGAUAAUCCUCGUUUCUCACUGCGAUGUGGCAAAGGAGUGAAUCACCUAAGGAUCUCCGACAUCGAACUCUCGGAUUCAGCAACAUACUACUGUGGGAGUGCUUAUAACAACAUCAUGGAAUUUGGAGAAGGAACCAUUGUCAUUGUAAAAGGUUCAUGGUCCAGAAACACAACUGUGCUCCAGCAAUCUAUUUCUGGGUCAGUCCAGCCAGGAGACUCUGUGACUCUGAACUGUACAAUACACACUGAGACCUYUGCAGGAGAACACYGUGUCUAUUGGUUCAGACAUGGCUCGGGAGAAUACCAURCAGGAAUCAUUUACACGCAUGGAGACAGGAGUGAUCAGUGUGAGAAGASCKCUGAGGCUGGGUCUCCUACACAGAGCUGUGUCUACAACCUCCCCAAGAGGAACCUCAGCCUCUCUGAUGCUGGGACUUACUACUGUGCUGUGGCRUCAUGUGGGGAGAUGCUGUUUGGAAAUGGGACCAAACUGGACAUCAAMMACAAUGGCGCAGAACCUAUUCUCUUGGUGUACUGCCUAAGCGCAGCAUUGGGUCUGUCGUUUAUKCUGAUCACUGUCCUUGGUUGCAUCAUGUACAAGAUGAACAAGAGAAAGUGUGUGCUGUGUAGAGGACCCGUCUCUCAGACAAGAGGUCCAGCAGUCUCUUCUUCAGAUGCAGGGGCCCAAGAUGCAGACAGUCUCCAUUAUGUAGCUCUGAAUCUGAGCAACAAGAAGAACAGGUCUAGAAGACAGAGAAGCAACAUGGAGGAAGAGACGGUGUACUCUGGGAUCAGAUAGUAAAACUGGAUAAUUGAAAAACCAUUKGAUUUUUAUUUUAUUAAACUCUCUUUAUUAAAAUUAUUACCAGUAUUACUGUGACUAACAAUUACUGUAGUAACUUUAAUUAAAGGGGAAGUUCACCCAUAACACUUCUGGGCACUUUAUAACACUUUCCUGGCCAUUUGUCAGUACCCCUGGCAAUUUUUAGAUGCCUUGCUUGAGUAUAUUUACCAAUGUAUUUGGUUAUGUUCGUAUUGAAAUCCAGGAAGUAGAUUAAUGUCUGCCACGAAUCGGGACCUAAGUUGAGACUUCUUAUCAGUAUUAUGAGUAUUGGAAGAGGGAAUUGCAUCACAAAGCAAAAUAUACUGGGGGUAUCAUCGGAU